GGAACAUACAGAAAUUGAUAUUGUUUGGAUGUUUCAGGCACCUCCUGGUAGCGCUGCAGCUGCUAAACCUAAGUCUUCGGGGUCUAGUUCUGCUGGAGCCGGAGGAGGCAAGACGAAUAAGAAUGAUCAUGAAGAAGCAGAAACUGAAAAAACUAGAAAAUUCUGGACAUCUUCUUGCUCAUCGUCGUCAUCCGGAGCCUCUGGGGUAUCAGUUGUAUCGCCUGGUGUCUUCGACGGCUUUUCCUUAGAGCAAUCGAUCUUUCUUCAUCGUCUAGCUGACUUGGGGUUGCUGCUGAAGAAGGUGGUGUACGACACGAGUUCCCCCACGACUCGCGCUGACGCAUCAUCAGCACCUAGUGCUGGGCCUGGGGUCGUGCAUUCUCCGCCUCAAAACACGACAUCCUCUGCACCGAGCAAGAGUUCGCUUGAUAUCUUAGCCCGUACGCAAUUGUUGCACACGAUGAGAAAUAACCCAGGAGACAUUCAAACACAUUUCUUAUCUUCUAAAAAUACUGCUGCUACUAAUCCCGGGACUUGCACCUCCAGGACUUCUGCGCAACAUCAUUCAAAUUCAUCCAUGAUUUCUUCAAGGUCUAGGUGUGGGUCUGCGACAUCAACAUCAGGAGGUGUUCGCUGUGUUAUCUUUUACCCGACAGCUCUUGCAGCAGCGUUAUUCGACGACUUAAUCGGGCUUGCCGUCACGCGCGGUGAAUUCGGACAUGGUGCAGUACUAGAACGCCUCUCACCCAGGUUGUUGCCAGAAGACGCUUUUGCUUUGGAGGGAGAACUAGGACUUGGGGAUAGUAGUAGUACAAAAAAUACCAGGGCAACCACAACAGCAUCUUCUGUAGGCAUCACAUCGAUGUCUUCUUUCACCUCAUCUGCAGCAUCCAGUAGUAACAAGAAAGAAGUCUUUUUUCGUGGUGUUUUGGUGGAAAGCAAUUUCCGCGUAAGAGCUUGCACCAACGACCCAGUGCAAAUCGACCUGUUGCGCACGUUCACCGAGAUUCAGCGCCAGAGCGGCUACUGGGUUGUCGGCGAGUUGACCCAGGAUUCGCUUCUGAGGGCCUUUUCCAGGCAGAAACUCACGGCAAAGCAGAUCUUGCAUUUCCUUGCCUGUUCCGCGCACGAAUCACGCGCAGCCAAGUGUCGGCUCACUGGACAACCUCUAGUCCCGGAUAACGUCCGAAUCCAAAUCGAAUUGUGGGAAAGAGACCGACAACGACUGAAGUUAAGGCGAUGCUGGAGUCUUUCUCCGUAAUAAAGGAGCUCCCUUUAUUUUGUUUAGACUCCUUUUAUUUUGUUUAGACUCCUUUUUUUGAUUAGAGUGAGUAGUAGUCCUAAAUUUUGAAAAAAAUCCGACUUGUUUUACUCGAAGUACAAGUGCGAGCAAGUCCAAGUAGGUAGUUGUACUAGUCUAAGAUGUUUAGACAGAAGAGCAAGUGAGAUUUUGAGAGUAUCAUGACACUCCCAGUCCCACUCCUCGUCUAACAAAACUGACCCCUACGGUGAGGCUCGAGUGGUCCCAUGCUGCUGUCAAUGCUGGUGGUAGGACGUACAUGACACUCGUGAAUCAGCUAGCACCAGAUGAGAUUCUAUUAAGGGUUUCCAAACUUUUACAUCCUUCAGCUUCACGAUCAACAUUCUUGGGCCUUUUUCAAGGGGAAAACCCAACUAAGUAGGCCCACAAGGAUGCUCUGGAGGAUGUAACGCGGCAACCUUUAACUCGAGACCGAGAUGAUUGGGCAAACUACGAUGCAUCAACGAAAACCGGCAAGCUUCCCUGUUUGUUCAUCAAAGAGGAAGCUUUCGAUAGAGUAGAGAAGAUACUGCGGAGAAGAGACAAAUGACGAGCCUAAUCGAAGACUGAAAAGAGGCGAGUAACAUAUACAAUAACCGAGGAUCUGAGAAAGUUAGCUAGAUUACUCGCUUAUUUCAGUUCAGGAGACGUGAAAAUCGAGUCGAUGAUAUCCUCCCCAAUCCUCUCGCGUCGUGCGCGUGCUUGGCAUUCACUCUCCUGCAUUAUGCGACACCCUCAUGGGCUAUCGAAUCACUGCGCCAUAUUCACAGUGGGCGAUAAGAUACCUAGCGCAGCUUUUCAAGGUCCAUAAGAUAGAAUACCGAAAAGAAAAGUUCCGCCUGAGAUACAUCAGAGUCAUCUAAUAUACUACACAUGCAUAGUAUAGCAAAAGGCCCACUUUCCUCUUCGAAGGUUGUCGUUACAGCGCGACUUCUUUGCGCAGUCUUUCACUUGACGAAGCAACAAGAUCCCGCCAAGCAAGAAGUAGCUCGGCGCUUUUCCUCACAACAGAUCGCUCGCAAAUAAGAUAUUUUUUUGGAGACCUCCUCAACCAUUCGCACGUAAUUACUCUGCUUUCAACCUGGAGGAAACAGUUUCCUUUUGCUUAUCUGG
Amoebophrya sp. A25 is the source of this 2413-nucleotide messenger RNA. The record is from the annotation of a GenBank genome assembly. NCBI's taxonomy places the organism in Eukaryota, Dinophyceae, Syndiniales, Amoebophryaceae.